Cornus florida is the source of this 2504-nucleotide messenger RNA. RefSeq lists its product as uncharacterized. The transcript is spliced from 2 exons. The coding region runs from base 899 to 1363 and encodes 154 amino acids. The record is from RefSeq and is a predicted model, not a curated record. NCBI's taxonomy places the organism in Eukaryota, Viridiplantae, Streptophyta, Magnoliopsida, Cornales, Cornaceae.
ACAUAGUUACGAAGAGGAUUUUUGGCAGGGGGUAUGAAAUGGAUGGGUUGUACAUCUUUGGGACGUCUCCAACACUUGCGCAUGUUUCCGUAUUACCGGACCAUGAAAGUUAUUCUUUUACAACCCAGACACUUGAUUUAUGGCAUGCUCGUUUAGGACAUGCUAAUUUUCAGCAUUUUUUAUCUUUAUUUCCUGCAUUACAAAUAGCUUGUAAAACCCAUCAGUUUCGGUGUGUUGUGUGUGAGCUCUCUAAACACACACGCACCUCUUAUAUUUCACGAAUGCAUCGUAGUCUUUGUUUAUUUGAUCUUAUUCAUUUGGAUGUCUGGGACCUUCUCCUGUUACUUCUUACUCUGGUCAUAAAUAUUAUGUGACUUUUAUUGAUGACUACUCUCGUUGUACUUGGGUUUAUUUACUUAAAUUACGCUCUGAGUUAUCAUCUACUUUUAUUUCUUUCUUGCAAAUGAUUUAAACCCAAUUUAAUACUAUAGUUAAAACCCUUCGGUCAGAUAAUGGAGGAGAAUAUAUCUCUGAUGGCUUUCGGUCUCACCUUAAUGAACUGGGAAUUCUUCAUCAGUUGACUUGCCCUUAUACACCGGAACAAAAUGGGGUGGCAGAACGUAAAAACCGUCGUCUAAUGAGUGUUGUCCGGUGCCUCUUAUGUGGUAUGCAGAUUCCUCAGUCAUAUGGCAAUUCUCACUGCAGUUUUUUUGAUAAGCCGCACUCCUAGUCGUACUUUAGGGGGUAAGGUUCCAUUGCAUAUUUUGCGACCAGACAGCACCAUUUUCCUAUCACUCCUUGUGUUUUCGGAUGUACCUAUUUUGUUCAGGACCGACGUCCUACGCGUACGAAGCUUGAUGAAAAAGCUAUUCAUUGCAUUUUUCUAGGUUAUUCGACUAUGUCGAAAAGGUAUCGCUGCUAUGACCCUAGCACUCGUCGAAUUUUUCACUCUCUUGAUGUCACUUUUUUCGAAGACGUUCCCUUUUUUGGCACAUCCUUUUUGCAGGUUCCAUCUUCUUCUACAUCUUUGAUCAAUUCUCCAGUGUCUUCCUCACCUGGGGCUAGACCUGCACUAAUUUUUAACUGUAUCUCUGCCUAUGGCUCAUCCAGAAAUUCGUGCAUACACUCGUCGCCCACGGGACCCUCCUCCCACCUCCCUGCCGCCGUUCUCUUCUGGUACAGGUACACGGACAUGUGUGCUAAACACCCUAUUUCCCAGUUUGUUUCUUAUAAGGGACUUUUGCAUGCCUACGGGACCUACCUUGCUGCCACUUCUACUAUUUUCAUCCCUCGCACUGAAUGUGAGGCUUUGCGAGACCCACAUUGGAAAGCGGCUAUGGUUACUGAGAUGGAUGCCUUGUAGAAAAAUCAUACUUGGGAGUUUGUUAUUUUACCACCAGGAGAGCGAACUGUGGGCUGUAAAUGGGUAUUUACAGUCAAAUAUCAGACAGAUGGUACUAUUGAUCGUUACAAAGCUAGGCUUGUCGCUAAGGGCUUUACACAGACUCCGGGAAAGGACUUCACUUCUACUUUUUCUCUAGUGGCCAAGCUAACUACUGUCCGCUUCUCAUUUCCUUAGCGGCUUGCUACUCUUGGCCUCUUCGCCAAUUAGAUGUUAAGAACGCCUUUCUUCAUGGGGAUCUAACAGAAACAAUUUAUAUGGAUCCGCCUCCUGGUUUUCGACUUUAGUGGGAGUAUUCUGGGAAGGUGUGUCACCUUUUAAAAUCUCUAUAUAGCCUGAAGCAGUCUCCUCGAGCAUGGUUUCACCAAUUCAGCGAUGUAGUUAUUUCUAUGGGGUUCAAUCAGUGCCACUCAUCUCGUGCUACUUUGAUGUUGAUUAUGCUGGAUCUUUGACUGACCGUCGCUCCACUUCAGGUUUUUGUACUUUUCACGGGGGUAAUCUAAUUUCUUUGAAAAGUAAGAAACAAAGUGUUGUGUCUCGUUCUUCUGCAGAGGCAGAAUACGGUGCCAUGGCUCAAGGCACUUGUGAGAUCAUUUGGCUUCGUUCUCUAUUGACUGAGUUGGGAUUUCCUACUACUUGUUCAUCGACACUUUUCUGUGAUAACCAAUCUGCUAUCAUGCUCGCGUCUGACUCCGUUCUUCAUGAGAGGACCAAGCAUAUUGAGGUUGAUAUUCAUUUUAUCAGAGAGAAAGUGUGCUGAGGAGUUAUCUAUACUUCCUUCGUUUCCUCUUCUAAUCAGCUUGCCGACAUGUUCACGAAGUCAGUGGGACUGUCUGCUCUCCGCCGUUAGUAUUGGCAAGCUGGGCUUAGUUGAUAUCUUUGCUCUAGUUUUUGGGGGAGUAUUGGGAGUUAAUUCAGGAUUUGAUACUAUGGUCAUCGUCUACAUCCUACAUUAGAGGCUUAGGAUAUGUGAUAUGACAUACUUUAUUAGAGGUAGGAUAUGUGAUUUGAUUACGUUUCCAUUUAUGUAAUACUCACCAUGUAAUAUAUAUAGGAGUAUGACUAAUAACAUCAGCAGCUGAUUACAGCCUUUCACAUUCAA